UUUCACAUAACACGAAGGAAUCAUCGCAUGAGAGCGAUGUGCUGAUCAGUUGACCUGGCAGUAGUUGACUUGAGACGAAGAUGAACACAGGCCUAAUAAGAGCGUCAAUACUUCUAAGAUGUGCCACACUUCAAUUCCUUGCGAGCUGAAACUGAAGCUAAGGUUGAAGCCAUGGGAUAUUGCUUCAAAUUUUGAAGUUAAUGAAGAAGCCAAAGUUUCUUGUUCAGUGAGAAGAACAUUUCUGUCAGAGUUAUUCACAAGAACGAAGAGAAGGAUAUCUUUGAAUAUAUCUUAGUGGGAUAUUAUGGAGGCAGCAAUUGUAUCAGGGAUCACCAAAGAGGUUAUCACGUCACUGAAAACUUCAGCCGUUAAUGAGAUAGCUAAAUUGGUGUGUGUCAAAAAGGAGAUCAAGAACCUCACCGUAACAUUUGACGAUAUCUGUGCUCAAAUAAGAGGCGCAGACCAGAUUGUUGCACACUCUGAAGCAACAAACUACAGGCUCAAGCUGCUGAGAGAAUAUGCCUAUGAGGCAGAAAACAUCAUCGAUCUCUUCAGUAUUGAACUUGGGGGAAUGCAAGAACCACGACUGCAGGAACGAAAUGCUUCAUCUGUAUGUAGAUGUUGCAGAGAAGUUGGUGUCAGAUACAAGGCGGCAAAUGAUAUCCAAGAACUAAACAAAAAAUUAGAGAGAAUUACGCCAACACUGCUCCAGGAACUGUGUAGAGAAGAUCGACAAAGCAAUAUUACUACUCCUCAACAUGAUGAGUUCAUUACUAUUGGCAGAAAUAUCGCAAACGAGUGCGAUAAUCUCUUUAGGCUACUGCGAGGUAACCAAGCUGGUCAAUGCCUUUUUGCUAUAGUUGGUGCUGUUGGAGUUGGCAAGACCACACUCGCUCAAAAGAUAUACCAUGAUACAAAGAAUAAUUUUAGAACCAGGUUAUGGGUGCACGUCUCGAACGACUCAAGGAACCUGGGGAUAUGGCGGGGGGAGAGUUUCUUGGGAACAGGAGAAACUGCAGUGCAAAGAGUGGUGUUGCGUGAAUAUUUAAUAAAUGACAGAUACAGAAGGCUGUUGCUGGUGAUCGAUAAUGUGUGGGAAGAGAAUGGCUGGAACCAGUUCUUGGGGCAGGAUUUCUGUCGCGGUGGAGACACAGUGCUGCUUGUGACUACACGACAUGAGUGUGUUGCGAGAACCAUGGGGAUAGCCCGUUGUCACCGUAUAAGAAGGCUCAGCGAGGACGAUGGUUGGUUGCUGCUUCGCACAACGGCUAACCUUAGAGAAACUGAGGCUACAGGCAACAUUCAAGAUGUUGGGAGAAGAAUCGUGCAAAAAUGCAGUGGCCUUCCGGUUGCAGUAAGGACAAUCGGGUAUCACCUCAGGGGAAAGACCCUAGAAGAUGAAUGGGAGAGUGUGUACUUGGAGGAUUUUGUUGCCACUUACCCAGAGAUACGGAACAGCAUCGAUGCAAGCUACAUGAAGUUAUCUUAUCGCCUCAAGCGUUGUUUCCUUUACUGCUCACUGUACCCAGAGGGUAAUGUGAUAGAAAAGCAAUGCAUCAUGCAGCAGUGGAUUGCAGAAGGGUUCUUUUCUGAAGUACCACUACAAGUACAAGAAGAGGAAGCUGAAAGAUGUUACCAGGAACUGAUAGACAGAUGCCUUCUUCUGCCAGAGGACGAAGCUCAUGGUGUGACGGGGGCUAAGAUGCUAAACCUCUUCAGAUCAUUUGCAAUUUAUCGGUCACAAGAUGAGAACUACGUAAGCAAUCCUCGUAAUAUCGGCAGAAAUUUCAAACCAUGGCGCCUGUGUGUCACAAAUGGAGGUAGAGUAGAAGACAUCCCAGAUGACGCCACAAGCUUAAGGUCACUCUUUUUGUUUGGGAGUCCACAGAUUAAUGGAAAAUCCUUGGAAUUUAUCUUCAGUAAGUUAACAAGCCUAAGAGUUCUGGACCUUAGACAUACACAAGUUGAUAAUAUUAGCACCUAUCUCAAAAAACUACACAAACUCAAGCAACUCAGGUAUCUAAACCUUUCUAAUACUAGGAUAAGCUCAAUUCCUGCUAGCAUUGGGAGUUUGACAAUGCUACAAUUUUUAAUCCUUAAAAAUUGCCCACUUCUAGAGUCUCUACCAAGAUGUGUUGGCCACUUGAAAAAACUGAGAAGCCUUGAUAUCUCAGGAACUCCAAUGCUAAAUGUCAUCCAAUUCAACCUUCUCGAACUUACAGAACUCAACUGCUUGCAAGGUUUUGUCCCAACCACCUCAGUACAGCAAAACAAUAAUGGGGAUGGUUGGAAAUUUGAGGAGGUAAGACCCCUGGGUAAUCUGAGGAACCUCCAGAUGGUAAAGCUAGAGAGAGCUUCAUCGAGCAGAGGCGACCUGGGCCAAUUGAAUCUGCAUGAGAAGCCCAACCUCAAAGAGCUCGAGUUAUGUUGCAGCUCUGCUGAUCCUCAAAACAGAGACCGUGAUGCAGAGCAUAUAAAAGCUGUCUUUGAGGCACUUAAGCCUGCUCAAUGCCUCGUUUCUCUUAAGAUAGCUAACUAUUAUGGCGAUCAGUUUCCAUCUUGGUUUUCAAAUUCCCAUCUGACAGUGCUGCAGCGGCUAACCCUUGACCUUGAUGACUGCUUACCUAGUUGGGAUCUACCACCCCUAGGUCAGAUGAUGAAUCUCAAGUUCCUGAAAAUAACAGCUUCCAAUCUCUUACCUGAUGCCAAUAACAGACAACUUCGAGGUGAACCAAGAAACGGCAAGGCAUUUCCACGCCUGGAGCAACUGGUCCUAGGCAAGAUGGAAAGCCUGGCACCAUGGUCGGUUCUUCAGGAGGGUGACUUGCCUUUGCUUCGUGUUUUCCACCUUGAUGGAUGCUCACAGCUGAAUUCAAUUCCUUCAUGGCUCCAGAGCUGCAGCAAAUUGACAAGCAUGAAGAUAAAAAAUAUUGAUACUCUUCAAGAAAUUGCUAGCCUGCCUUCACUCAAGGAACUAGAGGUUCACAAUAGUGGCAGGCUACAAACAGUCCUCAACAUCCGCAGGCUUGAGGAUCUCACAAUUUCUGACUGCCCAGUUCUUGCAGCUGUGGAUGGUGUUCCUUUGCUGUGCUCUGUGCACAUCAAAGAACAGUCUGCCCAGCUACCACAGUGGCUGCAGCAGAAAUCGUUCGUACUCAGGAGAUUGGAUAUCAUUGGCACCGAGGUGCUACUCGACAGAUGCUCCUCGCCUAUUGCUCAGUACGGGUCUAUCAUUCAAGCUGCUGCUGAACAUGUUUAUGCGAAACUGGUUGAUGGUUCGUUCUACUUCUCCUACAACAAAAGUACCAGUAGUUUCCAGAGAAGCCGACGAUGCAUUGAGCGCCUUACAGUGGAUGGUUUACAUAACAAUGCUGUGCCUCCGGAUAAUUGGAGAGCAUGGAUGGUGUACACGCUUUACGCUAUCCUGGUGAUUGCUUCUUCUUUCCUAUUCAGUGGACUUCUGAGACCAAUGGAUGAAACUCCGCAGCAUCCGCAAUGAAGAAACGCUUCACGGUGUCAAGCAUGCAAGAGCAAAGCAUGCUGCUGUUGGACAAGCUACAUACAGUAGCUGAUGAAGUUCAGUGCCAAUCAUACAUGGUUGGAGGAAUCAGGCUGGACUACUGUCUACUGCAAUGAAUUUUCGAUGAAUUGGCUUCUUUAAAAGUAUAAGCAGCUAAAGUUUUGUUUUGUUCCCAUGUUGCAGUAACUCUGUAACUGUGGUCAGGUGUCCUUCUGGUUUUGUGUCAGGGUUGCUUGACCUUUGCUAACAUGUAUCAGGAAAUGAUAAAGGAAGAAGGAUAGCUUUGCCAUUUUUACCAGCAUAAAAAUAUAAAAUUUGGCAAACGAGUGAAUUUCCAACGAACACUCUAGUUAAUUAUCUCAGGAUUCAGUCUGUUCCAUCUUUUGGUUCUUCUUGUUUUUGCCUUCCUUUUCUUUUUGUUAACCUCAUUGCUGUAGAUGUGGAUUCAAGGAUUGGAGAGUGCAUACAGACCAUUUUGUAAUCCACAUUCAGAGAGAUUGAAAUUGAUAAUUUGGAAUUUUGAUCUGGAGUCAGGCUUUGGCAAGAUCUA
Oryza sativa Japonica Group (Japanese rice) is the source of this 4070-nucleotide messenger RNA. RefSeq names its product disease resistance RPP13-like protein 4. Gene Ontology annotation, biological process: defense response to other organism. The record is from RefSeq and is a predicted model, not a curated record. Gene Ontology annotation, molecular function: protein binding; ADP binding. Lineage: Eukaryota; Viridiplantae; Streptophyta; Magnoliopsida; Poales; Poaceae.